AUGGAAGCUAGCAUCCAUCUCAUGCAGGUUAUCCAAGAAAUGCGGGCAGAAAUCAACAGACUACAGAAAGAGAAUCAUGCCCUCCGUGUGAAGCUGACUUCCAAUAGUCAGACAGCCUCUGGAUCAGAGAGAGAAUCCGAAGACGAAAGGGAAGAAACAGUGUAUGGGCAAUCUCUGGGGGCCCUUCCUGGUGGUAUUCCCACUGGGUCUACACCAGCUGUGCAGGAACAAGGCAAUGUCAUGAUUGUUAGACGCUACUCCAUUUCUCCAUCAGCUCACUCAUAUGCAGCAAGUGACCCCUGGAAAGCUAGAAACAGACUUCCAAACAUCACUGGAACAUCAUCGGCACAUUCUGCAACUAGAAAUCAAGACAAUGAAGAAAAGACUUUGGCUGCAAAUGGUUACAACAGCAAUAGCUCUAGCCAGAGAGCGUCUUCUGAUCACAGUUUUGUUUGCAGGGCUGCUUUCAUUCAUUCACAUUAUGACUUCUACCAGGUCUACAAAGAAGAAUUCAGCAUACGGCUUCAUUCUGAACAAGACAGACAAGAGCUUGAAGAAGUUUAA
Messenger RNA from Peromyscus leucopus (white-footed mouse), 564 nucleotides. RefSeq names its product putative coiled-coil domain-containing protein 195. NCBI's taxonomy places the organism in Eukaryota, Metazoa, Chordata, Mammalia, Rodentia, Cricetidae. The record is from RefSeq and is a predicted model, not a curated record. Bases 1 to 564 code for a protein of 187 amino acids. The transcript is spliced from 3 exons.